This is a messenger RNA of Aspergillus versicolor CBS 583.65, 744 nucleotides long. RefSeq lists its product as uncharacterized. Lineage: Eukaryota; Fungi; Ascomycota; Eurotiomycetes; Eurotiales; Aspergillaceae. The transcript is spliced from 2 exons. The coding region runs from base 1 to 744 and encodes 247 amino acids. The record is from RefSeq and is a predicted model, not a curated record.
AUGUUGUGCCAGGACCCAAAGUGUAUCUGCCACCCGCGCAAGCCGAAGCCCUUCCAGAGGCUCAGACUCACCCUCCGCGGCCCCAAUCCAGACCAAGUUCGUCGACUUGACCAGCCAGGCGCACAGCUCGACAUCAUCUUCGACCUGAUAGGAAACAACAUCCAUCUACGAGAAGCAAUCGGCGAUCCCGAAUUCCGCGAUACCUCAUACUCAAUCAACUUCUUCAUAGAGUCCAAGAUGAUGCAAUUCGAAAACCUGAAAGGUCUACCGAACAACGAUCUCCUCCUCUCCUUCCGCAUGCGAAGCUCGUUCUGCUGUGCAUGGGGCAAGAACAAGAUGAGAUACAGGGAGAAAUACAAGGGAUUUUCGCCUAACAAGGCGGAGAGUAAGCUGUACAACGAGUUUUACCAGUGCGAUUGGCCCGAGCAGCACCUCGAGCUACUUAUGCCGGCAGAUCGCAUCAUGGGAUGGAAGACUGUUGCCCUAAUUCUGAAGACUUUCAAGCGCAUAUCGCCGGAGAAUUGGUGCCGUAUGGUGAAACUUGGAAAGACAAAGAAGUUUCCUCGCGUUGCGGGCUUGGACUGGAUGGCUAUUGAGGCUGAUGUGAUGCCCAAGAAGGAAGAGCUUCCUCCUACUCCCGCGAUGACGCCCGAGGAAGAGAAGAAGAUGUACUUUUUUGCCCAACAGAAGAAGAUAGCAGCGAAGAGGGCAUAUCACCAGCAGUUAGCUGCUCUAGCCAUUUGA